Molecule: messenger RNA, 786 nt
Organism: Lolium rigidum
Lineage: Eukaryota; Viridiplantae; Streptophyta; Magnoliopsida; Poales; Poaceae
Product: PLASMODESMATA CALLOSE-BINDING PROTEIN 2-like
Exons: 3
Source: RefSeq, a predicted model, not a curated record
AUGGCGACUCGCCUUCUGCUGUCGCUGCUGCUCUUGCUGGCCGUGUCAACGGUCAGAGGAGCAGCAGCCGCCGCCGGGGGUUCCCCUUCUUGGUGCGUCUGCCGGCCGGACGCGUCCGACGAGGCGCUCCAGAGCACGCUCGACUACGCGUGCGGGAACGGCGCCGACUGCGCCCCGCUGCACGCCGGCGCGCAGUGCCACAGCCCCGACACGCUAGUCGCGCACUGCUCCUACGCCGUCAACAGCUACUUCCACAGGAUCAGCCAGACCGACAAGGACGCCACCUGCGACUUCGGCGGCGCCGCCACGCUCUCCGAGAUCGACCCGAGCUCGGAAACUUGCACGUACCCGGCAACUGCAGCGGCAUCAAUUACGGACGACAGCACUACGGCAGCAAGCCCGCCGGCGGCGUCAUGGUGCGUGUGCAAGCCGGGCUUGUCCGACGCGGCGCUGCAGGGGACGCUGGACUACGCGUGCGGCCACGGCGCCGACUGCGGCGCGCUGCGCCCCGGAGGGCAGUGCCACGAUCCCGACACGCUGCUCGCGCACUGCUCGUACGCCGCCAACAGCUACUUCCAGUCCAGCGAGGACGCCGCCUGCGACUUCGCCGGCACCGCCGCCCUUUCGUCCACCGAUCCAAGCUCCGGAACCUGCAAAUACACCGCUAGGAUUCCGGAAGUAGGGAAGAUGCCACUCUGGUUCUUUGCUAUCGCUUUGACGGUACUCGUUCUCUACAUCCUACUAUUAUGCAUCGCGGAGCGCCCGUCUGGGUCCUCCAGGCCAGCU